UGGAGCAGCUGUUAUGGCCUCUGGAUUGAAUGGGGUGCAAGCGAAAGUUAAGGAAACAAUUCCACAGGCCCUUUUCAUUCACUGCUAUGCUCACAUCUUAAAUCUCGUUUUGUCAAAUGGAGCUUCCAAGAUAAGAGAGUGUAAGGUCUUCUUCUCCCACCUCUCUGGCUUGGCCACCUUUUUCAGCCGCUCAGCAAAGCGCACCAAGCUACUGGAUGAUAUUUGCCAGCAUAGGCUUCCACGGGCAGCUCCUACUCGCUGGUGCUUUCAUUCUCGCUUGGUGUGCACAGUGGCAGAGAAGACCAGGGAAUUGAGAGAGGUGUUCGAGCACAUCGUAGACCAUCACACAGAGUUUGAUGACGAAACUGUUCAUUGCUCUGAUGGAUACAUCACCCUCCUUACCAGCUUCGAUUUCAGCUUUUGGUUGAAAACCUUCCACGCUAUCUUCUCCUACUCGGAUGUUGUUUUUGAAAUACUUCAGAACAAAGGUUUUGAUAUGCAGUUCUGCCUGGCCAGAGUGGAUCAGCUACAGCGACAAAUUGAACAGGAGAAGGGGAACUUUGACAGCGUCUACGAUGAAACCCAGGCUUUGGUUGGUCCUCCGCGCGGCCGUGGAGCUCAAGGAGACGUUCGUGCACGGUACAGGGAGCUCCACUGCAGCGUAAUUGACAGCCUGCUAACCCAGAUUUCCAACCGCUUCAGUGACCACAAAAAGCUGGAAUUCCUGGCCCUUCUGGACCCGCAACAGUUCGGGCAUUACUGUAACUAUUUCCCAACUGCUGCCUUGAACAGUUUGAUGGAGAGCUAUGGCGGAUAUUUCGACCAGCCUCGACUGCACACGGAACUCGCCGUGAUGUACGGCAUGUCUGACAUUUUGGGGAAAAGCCCAGCCGACAUUCAUCAGUUUCUCCUCAAAAAAGGACUGAGUGAAAGCAUGAAACAGGUGUACACCCUCUCAUGCAUCAUCCUGACAAUACCUGUGUCCACUGCCUCUGUGGAGAGGUCCUUCUCUGCGCUGAAGCGCAUAAAAAGCUACUCGAGGUCCACGACUGGGCAAGUCCGACUGUCAGACUUGGCCUUAAUUUCGAUCGAGAAGGAAUUGCUGAUUGCUUUAAAAGCAAAGGAUCACCUGCAUGACGACGCCAUCAAGUUCUUCAUCCAAAAAGACAGGAGGAUGGACUUUGUGUUUAGGUGAUUUGAUCAUCAAAGGUAAGUCAAAGUGAUUUUCAAUGUGGGCCGCCGUGCCGACUUAAUUCAUUUGUAAUUGUUACUUGGCUGUGG
Molecule: messenger RNA, 1281 nt
Organism: Gymnodraco acuticeps
Lineage: Eukaryota; Metazoa; Chordata; Actinopteri; Perciformes; Bathydraconidae
Product: zinc finger MYM-type protein 1-like
Exons: 2
Coding region: 14-1195 (393 amino acids)
Molecular function (GO): protein dimerization activity
Source: RefSeq, a predicted model, not a curated record